Messenger RNA from Pieris napi, 2282 nucleotides. RefSeq names its product esterase FE4-like. The transcript is spliced from 4 exons. The coding region runs from base 118 to 1827 and encodes 569 amino acids. NCBI's taxonomy places the organism in Eukaryota, Metazoa, Arthropoda, Insecta, Lepidoptera, Pieridae. The record is from RefSeq and is a predicted model, not a curated record.
CUAGAGCUUUCACCGUCGGAAGUCGGAACAAUCAAAUCAAGCAAGGGAAGUCGUAUCCAAAUUCCAAUUUUGGCGAAUAUUUAGGAAUUCAAUCGUUAGUUAUUUAUUCAGUAUUUAAUGUUAUUUCAAGAUUUUAAUCUGAAAGUUGAAUGUAAAAAAACACUAAUUAACUUGGCAGUGCCCGACGAUUUAUUUUCAAACAACAAAUCCAAGAAUAUUUUUAUCACCAAGAUGUCUAAUCCGAUUGUAGAAACAUCACAAGGAAAAUUACAAGGCUUAUUAAGUGAAAGUGAUAAUGGGACCAAGUUUUACACAUUUAAAAGUAUACCAUAUGCUAAACCUCCAAUAAAUGAGCUAAGAUUUUCUCCACCGUUAGCUCCAGACUCUUGGGAAGGGGUUCGUGAUGCUACAAAAGAUUGCAACAUUUGUGCCCAGUUUGACAAAGAGACAAUGAAUGUUGUUGGUGAUGAAGAUUGUUUAUAUUUAAAUGUGUAUACUCCUAAACUUCCUACGGAUGGUGUGGCUCUACCUGUGAUGGUAUUUUUCCAUGGAGGUGGCUUUGUGUUUGGUAGUGGAACAGAUGACUCUAUUCAUGGAGCUGACUAUUUAGUUGAAAAAGAUGUGGUUGUUGUAUCUUUAAAUUACCGUUUAGGUAUAUUAGGAUUUCUAUGUUUGGGUACUAAAGAUGCCCCAGGAAAUAUGGGCCUUAAGGAUCAAGUACAAGCUCUAAAAUGGAUUAAUCAAAACAUCAAAAGCUUUGGUGGAGAUCCUGGAAAUAUAACCAUUUUUGGUAUCAGUGCUGGUGGUGCAUCUGUUGAAUAUUUAAUGCUUUCACCUAUGGCUAAAGGCUUAUUUCAUAAAGCAAUAGCUCAGUCAGGAUCCUCCUUAUUGCACUGGGCGCAAACAACAAACCAGAAAGUUAAGGAUCUAGCCCAAAUGAUACCAAUAUUAAAGAAAAAAAUUACUAAUAAUAGCAAAGAAUUAUUAGAGUACCUCAAAGGGAUGCCACUUGAUGAGUUGAUUCGUAAUUCUAUGCUUGUAUUGGCUUUAGAUAAAUGGAGAGGAGGUAUUCAUUUUGGUUUUGUACCAACUAUUGAAGAAGAAGGUGAUUGGGAGCCUUUCAUAACUAAGUCAACAUAUAAUUUAUUAGCGCAGGGAGAGUUUAAUAAAGUUCCAUAUAUGGCUGGUUUUUGUGACCGAGAAGGUCUUUUGAUGGUGUCUCAUGGUGGCCCUAUUUUAGAAAAAUUGACUGAGGAGAAAAACUUUUUAUCCCACCUUCCUUUUGAGAUUGAUGCUACACAAAAGGUUGAGAUGGAAACACAACUGAAAUGUGUUUAUAUGGAGGGUGAAAAAAAUUACAAGGAUAUUGAUUCCUUUGCAAUUGAUUUCUUCUCAGAUGUAGAUUUUCUCGGUGGUGUUUAUGUCUCCACAAUGUUAAUUGCAAAACACAAUUCACCAGUUUACUUGUAUGAGUUUGCGUAUGAUGGCAGUUUAAAUUAUUUAAAAAAGAAAAUGAAGAUUGAUAGAGAAGGUGCAUGCCAUGGGGAUGAUGGGGGUUACCUUGUGAAGAGUAAAAUCCUGAAAGAUCCUUUAUCAGAAACAGAUAUAUUAGUGAAGGAGAGACUAUGUACUAUGUGGACUAAUUUUGCUAAAUUUGGAAAUCCUACACCGAAGACAGACAAGACUCUACCUUGUAUAUGGGAGCCUGUAGCCGAAACUGGGUUGACAUAUUUAAAAAUUGAUAAAGAUUUAACAAACAAACAAGAGUUAUACCCAAAACGUAUGAAACUUUUCAAAGAGCUGUAUGAAAAUUAUUAUAAAUCUUAGGUUAUGUUAUAUUAUGUUAUAUUAUCUUUUAAUAUAGAAAUAGUCUGUUCAUGUUUGUAAUUAAACUCAUUCUAAAGGGCUGGACUGAUUUUUGAUGAGCCCGCUAGUUAAAUUGAAUAAUUGUAAUAUGAAGAGAAAACUAAAUUAGCUAAGGAAGUUAUUGUGUUUUAAACAUUUAUAACGUAAAACAGUGUUUAUAGAAUCUGUUCAUGUCUAUUUACUUAAGGUAGGUAUACAAAUUUCUGUAUGUGAUUAAAUGUGAUUGUAUCUAAUAAAUAUUGGUUACUAAAUUUAAUGAAAUUGUAUUUUCACUUGAGGGCUCAAACUAUUUUAUUACAAUUUAAUAGUUAUAUAUACAAAAUAAUAAGCAGACACAAAGUGUUUUUAGGAAACUAAAUUUUAUUGUAAUGUGUACUGUAUAUUUAUAAACUAAAGGUAUCGUCCUAAUUUGAAAA